This is a messenger RNA of Homarus americanus (American lobster), 2995 nucleotides long. Its product is annotated as G2/mitotic-specific cyclin-B-like. Gene Ontology annotation, molecular function: cyclin-dependent protein serine/threonine kinase regulator activity. Gene Ontology annotation, biological process: mitotic cell cycle phase transition; regulation of cyclin-dependent protein serine/threonine kinase activity. The coding region runs from base 202 to 1377 and encodes 391 amino acids. The record is from RefSeq and is a predicted model, not a curated record. Gene Ontology annotation, cellular component: nucleus; cyclin-dependent protein kinase holoenzyme complex; cytoplasm. The transcript has 8 exons. NCBI's taxonomy places the organism in Eukaryota, Metazoa, Arthropoda, Malacostraca, Decapoda, Nephropidae.
CAAUUUAAAUGUCCCACUAACCAACCAAUCAGCGCUAAGUACUAUCCUCCCCUGUACAGCUUGACCAAUGAGCGACGAGUAUUGCCCGCCUCUCCCCCCAACAGCGUCAUUUAAACCGUUGGUCAUCGCUCCGUUUGAACACUUGUUACUUCUUUUAACAAGUUCUCCGACGUGUGAGGAUAUUUACCAGACUACAGUAAGAUGGCGUUAAGGACGACCCUUCACACCAGCCAGAUGGGUCCAGAUAAUGUUCUCAAGAAGGUGGAGACCAAGCUGAUCCAGGGACCAGUGCUGCACCGGCCAGCGCUUGGAGAAGUUGGUAACUGUGCUAUAUCGCUCCGUGGAUCCAAGGCUCCUUUGAAACUUUCAGAAAUCACUAAGAGGCCCUCUAUUGUUCCUAAAUUAAGACAAAGUGACAAAGAAAAUGCGAAAAAAUCGAGGGAUCCUGUGGAGAAUGUGGAGGAGCAAAUGGAUGUGGAGGAAGUUGCCAAGGUAAAAGAGUUGUCCAUUGCCUUUUCUACACAAUGCCUUGGUGUUGAAGACAUAGAUGCUGAAGACGGAAGAAAUCCUCAGUUGGUGUCAGAAUAUGUGAAAGACAUUUAUAAACACUUACGCCUGCUGGAGGAGGGAAAUAAAGUACGUCGUCACUACCUGGAUGGUCAGCAGAUUACAGGGAGGAUGAGAAGCAUCCUUAUUGACUGGUUGGUUCAGGUUCACAUACGCUUCACACUUCUUCAAGAAACACUCUACCUUACUGUGACAAUCAUUGACAGGUAUCUCCAGAGUGAGAGGAAUUUGCCUCGCACUAAGCUGCAGUUGGUGGGCGUGACGGCCAUGUUUAUAGCCAGCAAGUACGAAGAAAUGUACUGUCCAGAAAUUGGAGAUUUUGCUUACAUUACAGACAAAGCAUAUUCAAAGGCUGAGAUUCGCCAAAUGGAAGUGGCCAUUUUGAAGAAGCUCGAUUUCAACGUAUCAUACCCACUACCUCUACACUUCCUUAGAAGAAACAGCAAGGCUGGAUCAGUUGAUUCAGCACAACAUUCCCUAGCCAAGUAUUUGAUGGAGCUGUGCUUGCCUGAGUAUUCCAUGUGCCAUUAUAAACCAUCAAUGAUAGCUGGUGCUGCUCUCUGGCUCUCACUCAGAGUUUUAGAUGGUUCACCUUGGAAUGAGACAUUGGUGUAUUACUCCUGUUACACUGAACAAGAACUUAUGCCUGUUGUCUGCAAGAUAGCUGCUCUAGUUAUCAAGAGUGUCAAUGCUAAGCAACAGUCGGUGAGACAGAAGUACAAGGCCAGUAAACACAUGAAGAUCAGUGACAUUCCCCAGCUGAAGUCUAGGAUUGUGACCAAGCUAGCGGAGAAGGGGUCUCUCCUGUAGAGAGAUCUGAUGCUAGUCAUACUGAAUCUGCUUUUGUACAGAAGAAUAAUGUGUGCUGGUAUAUGUUUGUACAAACUAGGUUAAGAUGCCAGUCACAGUCUCUUCUCUUAUUGUGAUACUCGUAUAUUCUCUGUACUGUAUAUAGAUAUAUAUAAAUAUAUGAAUAUAUUUUUUUUAUCCUCAGAUUAAAAUGUAAAUUAGGAUCUAUGAGCAUAUUAGUGGAAUCAAGGCUCUGAAUCACCUUGGCUUGUGCGACUAUUUUGUUGCACGUCUUCAGUUUUAUUUCAAUAACCGUACUGUAUCUAUUAAUUUAGGAAAUAUUGGCUAAUAUGGUAAUAUUUCCUUUUUUAGUGCACUGGUUUAUUUCAGUCAUAUAUGAGCAUGUUAGAAAUAAUAAGUACAGCAUAUGUUUCUCAUAACCAUUCAAGAAAAUGGAAGAUGAAAAAUUUGUAAGCUUUGAAUUUUGAACCAUUUCCUGCACUGUACCAUACUGUACUGUCAUUGUAUCCCAGUACACCAGUUACACGAUUGUAUAAAGGUCAAAUAUUACAUUAUUAUGUGGAGUUAUGAGAAAUUACUAAAAAUAUAAAUAUCCUUCUUUCAAUAAAAUCUCUGCAGUCCAAAGUUAGUUUUUCACAAGGAAUAAAUUUCACAAUUAGAAAUGCCAACCAAUGUUAAUUUGCAGUAUGGAAGAUUAGUUCCAAAUGCAUCAGUAGAAAAUAAUCUUCACCUUUAUCACUUGGUUAUGAUAUAUUUUUUCUUGGAAAAUGACUAUUUUAGAUUGCUUUAGUCUCAAAGGUUUCUACUUAUGAUUUUAAACAGAAUAUCUUAUGUUGCCAGGCUUACUGGAUAUACUGUACUGUAUAUAUGAUGUGGAAGAGGGUUUUACAUGUUCUCUAAGUUGUGUUAAACAUAUUAAUCAAGCUCAGCUGUUCCUUUUAAAGAGUUGAAACCUAUGAGACAAUUCUUUCUUACCAUUAUUUUAUGGGACUGGUUUUUAUAUUGCUGUGUCUCUAUACUGUUGAAACCUAUUGUACCAUACUGUACUAUUCCUAUAUGAACAAAAGUAAAGCUGUUCCAAUUAUUUUUUUUUUUUUACAAUAUGCUGGGUACAACUGCCAUGCUCAGGGUAUUUGCUGUUUUUAUUAGUUAUUUGGUGGUAAAUACCUGGUGCAAGGUGCCUGUGCUGUAUAUGUUUUAUUGAUGUACAGUGUUUGCACUUGUAAAAUUUUUAAGUUUCAUUUUGUAUAUUUUAAGUUUGUGGGGCUUAUUUGAGUACAUGUACAGUACUUAAAUAUGAAACCUGAGCCUUUCACUUUUAUCACUACAGUAACUUGGUUUCCAAUUGUUUGAUUCUUUUUGCAAGACUAUACAUACUGUACUGUACUGUAUAGGCUAUAGGGCAUAACCCAGUCUGAAGUAACUGUGAAAUGACGAAGAUCUUGUUUGAUUAGCAAUAUGUGAAAAGUGCUGAUGCCCUUUUUUAGGAAAUAUUCCAUUAGUUGGUUGGUAAUUCACAUUAUACAGUACAGUAUAGUGAAAAUUAUAAAUAUAGGUAGAUAGAGGUAAAUAUGAUACUGUAUUCCAAGAAUCAAUGUUAAAUAAAAUGAAAAUUGUC